Phymastichus coffea is the source of this 2567-nucleotide messenger RNA. RefSeq lists its product as uncharacterized. The record is from RefSeq and is a predicted model, not a curated record. The transcript is spliced from 11 exons. Gene Ontology annotation, biological process: GPI anchor biosynthetic process. NCBI's taxonomy places the organism in Eukaryota, Metazoa, Arthropoda, Insecta, Hymenoptera, Eulophidae. Gene Ontology annotation, cellular component: membrane; endoplasmic reticulum. Bases 141 to 2564 code for a protein of 807 amino acids.
UCUCAUUCUGUCAAGUUGUUAUGUUGAUUUCGGCGAGAAGUAAAAGACACAGUUAAUAUAUAAUAUAUAUUAUGUUAUGAUAUCUACAACGAUUCGUAAAAAUAUUGAUUGUAUGAAGAAAAAACGAGGGCUUGAUAACAAUGAAAUCGUUGAUCAUAUUCAUCCCCCAAAAUUUUUUAAAAGAAGAGCCAGGAUGCAUGUAUGGAAACGUUGUACACGAUGCAAAAGAAGAGGUCAGUAAAUUUUUUAUCCUCGGUUUGACUGAGUCAGUGCAAAGUAUAACAAAAGCUGGCAAUGACCUUGUACCACUUGGUUACUUUUAUGGGACUGAAAAGAAAAGAGAAUAUUGGGAAAAGAAACUUCCUAAUUGGAUAGAGUUAUAUUUGUCACCAACGGAUACCAAUUAUGAUUACUACUUAAGAACUGUUAUGAUAAGGAAUCAAAAACUCACUUCAUUGAACAGUCACUCUGUGAUAAUUCUAUAUGAUGAAUAUUGCUUAACACGGACAGAAUUAUAUAUCGAUCGGAUACCUAUGGAUCAUUUCUCAGAGCUGAGAAACAUUUUGUACAAAGAGUCAAAAAGAAAGAAUCAAGAUAAGCUGAAAAAUUCUUCUUUACCAAGAAUUAAGGAAACUAUUUUUACAGCAUUUAUACUUACUAUACUUUACCCCACGCUGUAUCUGCACAAGUUAAUUACUAUAUUCAACCCAGUAUUAAAAUAUUCCUCACUUGGCUUGCAUUUAAUUGCCUGCUUUCAAAAUGCUAAAUGGAUGGCAUCAACACUCUAUCAGAGCAAGAAAUUUACUUUGAAAACAACAAAUUAUAUUUUAGCAAUAAUCAUAGAUAUAUUCCUGGGGCAUUUACUGUUGGAAGUACUAUUGAAUUUUCUCGAAAAUUCUUUACCUUCGGAUGUUUUGUUAUCAUAUGCAGAGAAAAUGGUGGAGACUUUGAAAGAUCUUGUAAAUUGGCUUAUGGGAUCACCAGCUGGUUUGAAAUUGAACAGUUCUUUCAACCGUGUUCUAGGAAAAUUUUUUUUGUAUCACAUUCACCUCUGGUGGACAUUCCUUGUUGCUUCCAAGCCAAUUAUGGAUUUGGCUUUUGUAGUUCUGCUAUUUUUUGGGAGACUUGGCAUUACUUUUCAAAUUUCUAUCAUGGCUGAUCUUCUAGCACUUGUUAGUUUUCACACUUAUUGCAUUUAUGUUUAUGCAGCAAGAUUAUUUAAUAUUCAAACCAGAGGUCUAACAGCUUUAUUUAGAUUAUUUUUAGGUAAAAAGAAAAAUCCACUAAGAAAAAGAGUAGACUCUUGUCGGUAUAAACCAGAUCAAUUGUUUGUUGGUACUUUACUAUUUACUAUACUUUUAUUUUUGAUGCCAACCACUUGGGUUUAUUACUUUGUUUUUACUGUGCUUAGACUUAUAAUGAUUGGACUUGGUGGUUUUUUAACAAGACUAAAAUUUUACUUACAAGUUAUACCGAUCUAUGCUUUUAUUCUAUGGAUUUUGAGGACUGUUGAUACUACUGGUUCUAUAGGUAUUGAGCUAUUACAUAGACAAGGUGAGGGUCCAAUUAUGUUGAAAACUAAAACUAUUAUAGCUCCCUGGAGUGAAACAUGGAAGAGAACAUUACCUGAUACUAUCACCAUGCAUACAUCAAUCAAUUGGAGUAAUAUUAUCAGCAAUGUUUUUUGGGGUCAGUUGUUGAAUUCGCGGCGAACUGGUAAUAUUUCGUUCCUUUGCGUUGCUUUUCUCGUAAAUUUGAAACUCGCAGAUCGUAAAUAUAACGUAAGGCAUAUAUUUGAGGUUAUGACGGCAAAAGUUCAAGAAAUAAAUACAAAAAAUAAAAAAGAAAAGUUAAAAGUAACAGACCAAGAGAAAAAUGAAAAAUUUAUCGAAAGCAACAAGAAAUCAAAGAAAAAUAAAACGAAAAAAGAAAAUAAAAUUACAUCACAAGAUAUAAAAGAAGAAAGUUUAAAAGAAAUAUUAGAAGAUACAGAAAAUAAGAAAGCAGAAAAACGUCAGUCAGAAGGGGAUGAAAGCACAAGUAAAAAGAAAAGAAAACUCAAAAACAGAAAAAGCAUGAUCGAAAGUGAUACUAAUAACACAGAGGAACUGAAUUUGGACAAUACAGCAAUGGAAAUGGAAGAUGAAAAUGAGGAAGAAAAACCAAAUAAAGAGCCAUCAAAAAGACAAAUAAAGAAAGAAAAAUUUGCACUCCGUGAAGCAGCAAUUAAAGAAUUAGGUAAACAACAAAAUGCUAGUAAAGCUUUAAAUUAUGUGUCAAAGUGGAAACAUGCAAAAAGUGAAUGGAAGUUUAACACGGUUAUACAGACAUGGUUAAUACACAAUUUACUAGACGAAAAUUAUGUUCCUGAUGAUCAAUAUGCAACAGUAUUGGAAUACUUUGAGAACUGUAAAGGUUCAGCUAGAAAAUUGUUGUUGGAUAAAGCAAUGGCUGUCAUAAAAAAAUUAGAGGAUUGUGUAGAAAAAGAAGAUGAAGAUGAAGAAAUAAUUGAGACAACAGAAUACAAAAGGGCAAGAGAAUUACUGCAAGCUUUACCAACAUAAACA